This is a messenger RNA of Adineta steineri, 459 nucleotides long. NCBI's taxonomy places the organism in Eukaryota, Metazoa, Rotifera, Eurotatoria, Adinetida, Adinetidae. The record is from the annotation of a GenBank genome assembly.
AUGAAUGAUCAACGUGCUGUUCUCCUUGACUCCGAAAAUCGACAUUCACCUAUCGAGAGUAAUCUAGGUCAUCGAGUUCAAUAUUUUACUGACAGAAAUACAUGCAUUCAAUAUAUACAAAAUCAAAUGACAACUUGUCAAAGAAUCGAUCUAUUUCUUUCUUAUCAAGAUAAAAAUAUUAUUGGAAAUCAAUUAGUCUUAUUUCAUAAUGUUUACUUCCAUAUCUAUUAUCCUACUAUUAAUGAUAUUCCAAAUAAUAAUCAACCAUGCAUGUGGAUUCAACCUUUCGAAGAACUUGAAUUAUGGGUAAAAAUCAGUUAUGUAAUAUAUCAUCAUGAUUGGAUGUAUUAUAUGCAAAGCAACUAUUCUCAAGUAACACGUGUCAAUCUGAGAAUUACUCACAAUAUUCUAUUGGAAGAAACAAAAGCAGCAAAACUUGGGAUACAACCAAAUCAUUAA